Misgurnus anguillicaudatus (oriental weatherfish) is the source of this 919-nucleotide messenger RNA. RefSeq names its product high mobility group box 1b (gene hmgb1b). Gene Ontology annotation, cellular component: nucleus. Gene Ontology annotation, biological process: regulation of transcription by RNA polymerase II. The record is from RefSeq and is a predicted model, not a curated record. NCBI's taxonomy places the organism in Eukaryota, Metazoa, Chordata, Actinopteri, Cypriniformes, Cobitidae. Gene Ontology annotation, molecular function: DNA binding.
CAAAACAUGGCAGUAGCCAAUAGGAUUCGUGACUGUGUGCCGUGUUUCUCGUGAGCGGAGGGUUUCUGCAUGCACUUGGAAGAGCGCGCAUCGGUGUUAUUGUACUUCAAACCCUCAUUAUCCACAGAAGCUGCAGAUAGAGAAGGAUUUCAGUGAGAGAAAAAAUGGGUAAAGAUCCAAAAAAGCCCAGAGGAAAGAUGUCCUCUUAUGCUUACUUUGUGCAAACGUGUCGUGAAGAACACAAAAAGAAGCACCCCGAGGCCUCUGUUAACUUCUCUGAAUUCUCCAAGAAAUGUUCAGAGCGAUGGAAGACAAUGUCUGCCAAAGAAAAGGGUAAGUUUGAGGACAUGGCCAAACAAGAUAAGGUUCGCUAUGAGAGAGAGAUGAAGAACUACAUCCCACCUAAGGGUGAGAAGAAGCGGCGAUUUAAGGAUCCUAAUGCACCCAAGAGACCACCGUCAGCAUUCUUCAUUUUCUGUGGUGAUUAUCGCCCUAAAAUUAAGGGUGAGAACCCAGGUCUGACCAUUGGAGACAUUGCCAAGAAGCUUGGAGAAAUGUGGAACAGCUCAUCUGCUGAGGUGAAGCAACCGUAUGAGAAGAAGGCUGCAAAGCUUAAGGAGAAGUAUGACAAGGAUAUCGCAAUAUACCGCACAAAGGGAGUUGCAGGCUUGUCCAAAAAAGAUGGUGGGGAAGAUGAUGACGAGGACGAAGACGAAGAUGAGGAGGACGAAGAAGAUGACGAGGAAGACGAUGAGUAGAUUAGCCACUGAUGGAGCCUAGGUUCUUGUUCAUGCCAUAAAUUCAAUUGUUCGCGAUUUACAUCUUCAAACGUAAUACAGCAGAAACAAGAAUUGUUAGGCUGUGUAUAUGUGACGUUUUUAAGAUGUACAGUGUUAUUCUCCUUUUGUAAAGUUAACAC